AUGGGAAGAAAAGGAGGAAGCUGGUUUUCCUCUGUCAAGAAAGUUUUCAAGUCUUCUUCAUCUUCUAGAGACACGACAGUGCCCGUCCCCACUGCGGUGCAGCCAGACAAAAAGAAGGAAAACCGAGAGAAAUUGGGGAAUGAAGUAGCAGAGGAGGUGUCAUUUGAGCAUUUUCCUGCUGAGAGUUCGCCCGAUGAUGUAACCAAUGAGGAGAGUACAACAUCAACUCCUGCACGAGACGAUAGAACUCACGCGAUUGCUGUUGCAGAAGCCACCGCAGCAGCUUCUGCUGCUGCUGUUGCAGCUGCUCAAGCAGCUGCUAGAGUUGUACGAUUGGCCGGUUAUGGACGCUAUAACAAGGAAGAGAGAGCAGCAACAUUCAUUCAAUCACACUACAGAGGAUACCUAGCUCGACGUGCUUUGCGCGCGUUGAAGGGGUUAGUGAGGCUGCAAGCAUUAGUGAGGGGACACAAUGUGCGGAAGCAGGCUCAAAUGACAAUGCGGUGUAUGCAAGCGUUGGUACGGGUGCAGGCGCGAGUGAGAGCGCGACGACUCCAGUUGAGCCACGAGAGUUUUGAGAAGGAAAUGGAUGAAUAUGAAGAAGAAGAAUUUGUGAGACAACAAGAGAGGACUUCAACUAAGCCUAUGAGUCCUAUGAGAAGAUCAUCAGGCAUUAAUAAUAAUAACAAUAAUAAUGGUUUGGAUCAUAACAAACGUCAAAGUAGCAAAAAAGCUAAAGAAAGUGAUUUGAAAAAACAUGAAGCUGCAAUGAAGAGGGAAAGAGCUCUUGCAUAUGCUUUCAAUUAUCAACAGCAACAGCAAAAGCAACAUCUACUACGAAGAGAUAAAAAUGGUGAAGAUGAUGUUGAUAUGAGAAGCUAUAAUCCUAAUGAUAAAAAUGAAAAAGCCCAAUGGGGUUGGAAUUGGUUGGAGCGUUGGAUGUCAUCUCAACCCUACAAUGCAAGACACUUAGGACAACGUGAAACCUCUUACAUGACACUCCCUUCAACAACAUCAACAACAACAGAUAACAUGUCUGAAAAAACCGUUGAAAUGGACAUGGUUGCAACACCAAGUAGGAACAAUUUCAAUAUGGGCUUAAUGGGCCAAGAUUUUCAUGAUGCAAGCCCAGCUUUCAAUAGGGUCCAUCAAAGACCACCAAGCCCGGGCCGACCUAGUUACAUGGCCCCAACUCAAUCUGCUAAGGCUAAGGUUCGGGUUGAAGGCCCAUUUAAGCAGAUGGUUUCAUCUGGGCCUUAUUGGAACACGUCUACGAAGGGAGGAUCUGUUAUUGGAUCGGGCUGUGACUCGUCUAGCUCGGGUGGUGGAACGGCUACUUAUCAGGCCCCGAGAAGCCCAGGCCCAAGAGUUAAUGGUGUUCGUUCGCAGUCUAAUCGGAUUGUGGGUAGUAGUCAAGAGUAUGUUGAGGAUUGGGCCCUUCCACUUGGAGCCCAUGGUUGGGCUUAA
Molecule: messenger RNA, 1467 nt
Organism: Vicia faba (fava bean)
Lineage: Eukaryota; Viridiplantae; Streptophyta; Magnoliopsida; Fabales; Fabaceae
Source: the annotation of a GenBank genome assembly